Mangifera indica (mango) is the source of this 537-nucleotide messenger RNA. RefSeq names its product secreted RxLR effector protein 161-like. The transcript has a single exon. Lineage: Eukaryota; Viridiplantae; Streptophyta; Magnoliopsida; Sapindales; Anacardiaceae. The record is from RefSeq and is a predicted model, not a curated record. The coding region runs from base 1 to 537 and encodes 178 amino acids.
AUGGAGAAUUGUAGGUCCAUAAGCAUACCGCUAAUGCAGAAUGAGAAGUUAAGAAAAGAUGAUAGAGCUGAAAAAGUUGAUGAAAGUUUAUACAGGAGCCUUAUGGGUUGUCUAAUGUAUCUUACUGCAACAAGGCCUGACAUUAUGUUUGUUGUUAGUUUGCUAUCCAGAUUUAUGCAUUGUGCAACUGAGGUACAUUUUAAAGUUGCCAAAAGAGUGCUUAGAUAUAUCAAAGGCACUACUGAUUUUGGUAUCAUGUUUGAGAAGUCAGAAAAUCUGAAUUUUCAUGGGUAUGCUGAUAGCGAUUGGGCAGGAUCUUGUGAUGAUAUGAGAAGUACUUUAGGCUAUGUGUUUAGCUUUGGUUCCAGAUGUUUUUCUUGGAGUUCUAAGAAGAAAGACAUUGUAGCUCAAUCCAUAGUAGAGGUUGAAUAUGUUGUUGCCACAGCAGUUAUGAAUCAAGUUUUAUGGUUGAGGAAAUUGCUAUCAGAUUUGAAACAUGUGCAAGAAGAAGCCACAAAGAUUUUUGUUGAUAAUUAA